UCAUGCUAUUGAUUCCUGUGAUCCGGAGUCUACCUGCUCUGGAGAAUGGAGAGCACGAAGAGGCCUUACACUUUGGUUUUCAUACCGAGAAUGGUCAUCAGCGUACUGAAGAUAUAACUUUCACUGUACGUCCCGAAACGGACGAAACGAAAGCCCUGGAGAAGGAAACACCCAAGCCGGUUGAAUAUCGUGGCGGCUAUAGCUUCAUUUCGGCCGAUGGCUAUCAAUAUCGUGUUCUAUACAAGGCCAAUAAGAAUGGCUUUCAGCCAUAUGUUACAGCCCAUAAAAUUGGUGGCAAAUCAGAGAAUACAAAUAAAACUCUAACAUAA
This is a messenger RNA of Drosophila willistoni, 329 nucleotides long. RefSeq lists its product as uncharacterized. The transcript is spliced from 2 exons. The record is from RefSeq and is a predicted model, not a curated record. NCBI's taxonomy places the organism in Eukaryota, Metazoa, Arthropoda, Insecta, Diptera, Drosophilidae. The coding region runs from base 3 to 329 and encodes 108 amino acids.